AAACGUCCGCGUCGGAAGUGACGUUUCUGUAAGGCGCCGUACUGUUUAUGGAGGGUCAAUCGGAAUGAGUGGCUCCCUGUGCUGUCUGGCGGCGGGGAGUCGCCGGGCGCUGCGUCUAGUGCCCUGGGCCCCGCGGGACUUUCUUCCUCCGGUCGGAGCCAGGGCCAAGCAUGGGGUCGCGGAAGAGGAGGACGAGCUAGAGCGACCCAUCCUCUUCUCCUCCAGCAAGGCGAACCCGCGCCGUUGGACUGUGGAGCACUCCCUGGGCAGCGAUCGUCGCCGGCCCUGGUGGAAGGUCGUACCCUUGAGUGCGUCCCUGAUAGCACUGAUCUUUUGGUGCUUCUUCAGGAAGGAGACCGACAUCGAUCAGUGGCUGACCCAAGGCUUGGAAGGGGAGUCGCCAGAAGCAGGUGUUGAUCCCGAGCAGCCCGAAAGCCAGGCUGGCCCGGAAACUAGGACUUGAUUAAGGGCGUUCCAGACACUGGGGGAAAGGUCUACCUCUGCCACCGAAUUCCUGUGUGAUUUUUGUCAAACAACUUUCUCAUUUGGGUCUCGAUUUUCUCUUUUGUAAAAUGAAUAUAGGUUGGAGCAAAUGGAUCAUCAAAUCCCUGUCAGCUCCGACCUUCAGCCACUCAAGGAUUUAUAACAUCUAUUUUUUUUUUUGGGGGGGGGCGGAGAUUAUCAGCUGUAUUGCCUAGUUUUGUUCCUGGAAUUUCAAUCUACUGGAACAUGCUGGAUGUGGCCAGAAAUACAGCUGUCUUCUUAAGAGUACAGACUCGGUGAUAGCAAUAGACUAACAACCGAGGAAACUGCUCUUUGGCUUACCCAAGCUUCCUAAUGAAACUUCUGAAAGCUCUUCUCAGGUCUCCUAGAAAUAUCGGUUUUAAUCAUUUUAGUAAUUAACAAUUGUGCUUUUGGAUGAAUUGGGGAUACAGAGGACAGUCCAGUAUUCAUUUGCAUGAAAAUGCCGUCCAUUUUGUUUUUAUAAAACAAUGUUAAAAUAAAUGUUACUUCUGUAGCAUUGAAAUAAAGUAAAUAACUUGCCUUUGGGUGGUAUCUUUAUGUGGACCCCCUUAAAAGAAGUUCAUGUCAAUUGUACUGAUGAAUUUUCUAUAUAUUGUUAGGGAACCUGAGAUUGAAAUCUAUUUUUAUUUGUAAAAUUCAUUAAAUGUACAGUAGGAUUUCCACUAACCCUUAAGGUUCCUAGUGAUCCUGUAUUAAUUUUGGUAUAGCAGUGAUGAGUCAGACAGGUCCAUAUUAAGUUUCUACUGUAUGCCAGGUACUAUUUCCUACACAAAGAAUCAUAGAAUUUGAGGGUUGGAAGUGAUCUCCGGUCUUUUACUGUAAACCAUGCCUAGAGAGCAAGUUUUGGACUGUCUGGUUAGAUGAUUGUUAUGAAUAUCUGACUAUGCUUUGAAGUUUAUAAAGUGUAAUAGUUUCUUGACUCUGUUUGGUAUGCAAAGUAACUCUGAAGUAGGAACUAUGGCUAUUAUCUCUUUUUUAGAGAUGUUACUGACAGAAACUUAGCAGAUGAAUGGGAGAAAGGGUACAAAUACACAUUUUAUAUAGUGCCUACUAGUGCCAGACACUGCUCUAAGUUCUUUAAAAAAAAAAAAAAAAAUUGCCUCAUUUGAUCCUUUCAACAAUUCUGUAAAGGUAGGUGCUAUUUUUACACUUGAAGAAACUUAAAAAAUAGUGGUUAAGUGACUUGAUCAAGGUCAUAGCUAAUGUUUGAAGCUGGAUCUAAAACUAAAGUCUUUCUCUCCCCAGGCCUAGUAUUCUACUGGGCUACCAGAUUACUCUGAAUCAGUUUAUUCCAAGUUAUUUCUUACUGGGGAAAACAGCUGAAGUAGAUUUGAUUCUAAAUUAAAAAUUAGUAUCCAAAGGUAAUGUUUUUUUUUCUCAAUAAUAGUGCAAUUAAUAGUAUUUAUAUAGUUCUUUAAGAUUUGCAAAGUAUGCUUCACAAAUAUAUCAUUUUAUUCUCAUUGCAACCAUAAGGCUAUUAUUCCUCUUACAGUUGAGGAAACAAGGGCACCUAGUGUAAGUAACUUGUCUAAGGUCAUAGCUGGUAAGUGUCUUAAGGCAGGAUUUGAAUUCAGUUUCUUAAUUUUGUGCUUGGCAUUCUAACCAGUACACCAACUGCUUCUAAUACAUAAGUAACUUGUCUAAGGUCAUAGCUGGUAAGUGUCUUAAGGCAGGAUUUGAAUUCAGUUUCUUAAUUUUGUGCUUGGCAUUCUAACCAGUACACCAACUGCUUCUAAUACAUAAAGCUAUCACCCAAAGGCAAACAUUUACAUCGAGUAAAGAUGCCAUUAUAAAAAAUAAAAGAGCAAAUGCA
Molecule: messenger RNA, 2338 nt
Organism: Antechinus flavipes (yellow-footed antechinus)
Lineage: Eukaryota; Metazoa; Chordata; Mammalia; Dasyuromorphia; Dasyuridae
Product: protein CCSMST1
Exons: 2
Coding region: 65-463 (132 amino acids)
Source: RefSeq, a predicted model, not a curated record